AUGAUAGCUCCAGUAUUUAUCACUUCAGCACUUAUUAGUCAACUAUUUCUUGGAUUUUUCUCCGCUAGUACCGGCUUUGAUUCUGUUGGCCGACGUUUUCUUUUUACAUUAACUAAUCAAUCACCCUACAGAUUUGCACUAAUUAACUCCGAUCAAUGGUACGGCAACUUGGAUGCACCAUUGAAUUUCCUAGAGGCCGGUAAUACAACUCAUAUGGGUGUGCUUCAAAUACGUGGUUUCAAAACACCCAUUGCUGCUACGGGAGUUACUUAUUCGCUCUGCUUUAGAGUUGACGAUAAAUCUGGCAAAGACACUGGCUCUCGACUGAAUGUUUACUUACAAGUUGGAUUCAAUGCCAACAAUUAUUAUGGUUGGACUUUUCGUGAUGCGGGCAACUGCGAUGCAGCACGAUCUUGGUAUGGAAGCACAGGAUUCAAUCGAGGAAAAGUGGGUUGUGUGGAUGGUGUGUUAAAUAAAGGAGGAACGCAUAGCUUAAGCGCAUCAUGCAAGAAUAUGACAAUUGAAAUGUUCACGGAUAAUCAGUCAUUCUCAACACCGACAUUAACUAUCAAACACGGAGCGUUUUUGCUAAAAGAUGCAAUUACCGCCAACGUUACUGAAAACGAACGACACACUUGA
Molecule: messenger RNA, 639 nt
Organism: Adineta steineri
Lineage: Eukaryota; Metazoa; Rotifera; Eurotatoria; Adinetida; Adinetidae
Source: the annotation of a GenBank genome assembly